Messenger RNA from Dromiciops gliroides (monito del monte), 4173 nucleotides. Its product is annotated as high mobility group protein B3-like. The record is from RefSeq and is a predicted model, not a curated record. Gene Ontology annotation, biological process: regulation of transcription by RNA polymerase II. NCBI's taxonomy places the organism in Eukaryota, Metazoa, Chordata, Mammalia, Microbiotheria, Microbiotheriidae. Bases 9 to 722 code for a protein of 237 amino acids. The transcript has 5 exons. Gene Ontology annotation, molecular function: DNA binding, bending.
GCCAGCCAAUGAGGAGGCUCUCGUGGAAUCAGAUAUCGCGAGGUUUAGGGAAUUUUUUUAGCCCCCUCGUUGUGCCUUGCGUUAUACAGACUAGCGAACAAUACAGUUACACACUAGAGAUGGCCAAAGGUGACCCAAAGAAACCAAAAGGCAAAAUGUCUGCUUAUGCCUUCUUUGUACAAACAUGCCGUGAGGAACAUAAGAAAAAAAAUCCUGAAGUUCCUGUCAAUUUUGCAGAAUUUUCAAAGAAGUGUUCAGAAAGAUGGAAGAAUAUGUCUGGGAAGGAAAAAUCCAAGUUUGAUGAAAUGGCAAAGGCUGAUAAGUUGCGGUAUGACAGGGAGAUGAAGGAUUAUGGACCCGCUAAAGGAGGGAAAAAAAAAAAGGAUCCUAAUGCUCCCAAACGGCCCCCGUCUGGCUUCUUUCUAUUCUGUUCAGAAUUUCGCCCCAAGAUAAAAUCUACAAACCCUGGGAUAUCCAUUGGGGAUGUAGCAAAAAAGCUUGGUGAGAUGUGGAAUAAUCUAAGUGAUAGUGAAAAACAGCCAUACAACAAUAAGGCAGCAAAACUGAAGGAAAAAUACGAAAAGGAUGUGGCUGAUUAUAAAUCCAAAGGAAAGUUUGAUAGUGCAAAGGGAACAGCUAAAGCUUCCAGGAAAAAGGUAGAGGAGGAAGACGAGGAAGAAGAAGAGGAAGAUGAGGAAGAUGAGGAAGAUGACGAUGAAUAAAACUAUAUAUUUGUCUUAAAUCAUAGAGUUAGGGAAACACUAAAGCGUCUUUAUUGAUACGGUGUCUACUGCAUUUGUAGCAUUUAACUUUUAAAACUGACAUUUUACCUGGCUUAUGUGUCAUGGAUAUAGGUGUUAUGAGCACCUUGAAACUGUAUCAAAGUUGUACAUAUUUCCAAACAUUUUAAAAAGGAAAUUUAGUGUUUUCCUCUCUCUGUGCACUUUGCCGUUGCUAUAACAAAGCAUUUUUAAAAGUUACAGGCUUUUGUGUGUGAUAAUUAUGAUUACUGGUUAGAAAUCCCAAGUUGUAAACUUACACUCUCUCUUUAUAUCUAGAGGGGAGGGGGUAUGUACAUAUCUCCACAUACCCAUAUAAACAUGUAUCCACGUUUAAGUAUACACACACACACACACACACACAUAUUGUGUGUGUUUGUAUUUAUAUGUACUAGACAAAUUCUCAUAAAUAUUUGGAAUUAUGACACCUUAGAAAGGAAAAAUUUUGAUCUUUCAUUAGGUGCCAUGGCCCAAAGCAUGCACUGUUAGAGUAGCUUUAUACAACUGUCCAUCUAGUUUAAAGUUGUCAUUCUGUAUAUAGUGAAAUAGCAGUCUGCUCCCAUUCUUAGAUGUGGCAAGGGGGUAGGGUUUCAACUGGCAUGAAAAGUGGUUUUUUGGUUGUGGUUGUUAAAUACUGUCUUUUUAAAUGGAAACUUAAAAAAAAAACUAAAGGGACAAUGCAGCAAUGGAAGUUAAAACAUUCUGUACCUAAUACUUUGGAACAUUUUGUUGAUUUUUUUUUGUAUGUUUAGAAUGCUAAAAUGUUUUCCAAACUAAAUAAACAGUAUUAACAUUUUUAAAUUGUUUCUUAUAAGCUUGAGAUUUAAUGGCAAAUUUUUUAAAUUACAUAAAAGUCAUGUUCUUAUUGUAGGAUUUUUAGCAGACCAGGAAGAUAUUUGGGGGAACUACUGAUUCAAAAUUAAAUUUGUCAUGAAAAAUAUUACAAAUAAUGCUCUAGUGAUAAGGUUUCCCUAAUUUCAAAUCAUUAACACUAAAUUAACAUUGGUUUAUAUUUAGUUUGAUAGGUUUUAGUCAUUUUAUGUAUGUAUUAGCACUGGGCUAAUGUACAAAAUUAAAAUUUAUUAGUUUCAAUAAAAAACCAAAAUGAUGAUACAUUAGAAAGUAUUGAUAGGAAAUGAAUUUAAACCUGAUCUCUUAAAGAACAUGUGCGGGGGCAGCUAGGUGGUACAGUGGAUAAAGCACUGGCCAUGGAUUCGGGAGGACCUGAGUUUAAAUGUGGCGUUAGACACUUGACACUUAAUAGCUAUGUGAUCUUGGGCAAGUCAUUUAACCUUCAUUGCCCCAGGGGGAAGGAAUAUGUCAAAAUGUGUUAAAUAGUCAAAUAGAAUGGAUGGUCUAAAUCUGUUGGUUAAUUUCAACUUUCUUUAAUAUAUGGUACAUUAUUUUAGACAGUUUAACAUUUUAUCUUUUGUUCAGGAUCUUAGUGAAAAGCACCAUACAUUUGCUUAAUUGUGCUAAUACUGUGUGAGUAGCUUCUCUGAUAUGACCUCUACUUAGUAGGAUAGGAACCUAAGUUCUGAAUUCAUAGGAAACUGAAUCAUGUGGUAAAAUUACAUACUGAAAAUCUGCUGAACUAAAAUGUUAAAAGGUAAGAUAAGUUUGAUUAGCCUAUUUCAAACAGCUUAUUUAAGCUUUAAAACAACUUAUUUGAAACGAAACAUUAAAGUUUAUUUUUAAAACUGGGAAGCUAAUAUUAUUCAGCAUCUCAUUAUAGUAAUUAUUUUUUCAUUGAUUAAAAAACUUUAAAAUCCUCAAGUCAAGAUUGAUUUAUUUGAAAACUGUCAAAUUUCAACAUCAGGAUUCCAAAAUCAGUGAUAACCUCAAGGAAUAGUUUUUUUGUACUAAAUAAAUCAUACUGAAUUAGAAUGUUUUACACCUACUACUGUUAUAGUGCCUACUUUGUACUACUACUGGACAAAAGCAGGCUCAGCUUGGCACUUGGCAAAUGAGCUCUUCCUGAUUUGUUACCCACUUAACUACCCUAUGGCUUAUCUACUGAAUACCUAAGUAAGUAUGUGUAAGUAGUUUUAAUCUUAAAAAUCUAAAAUGUUCCCAUAAAAUAUAUUAAAAAUUCUCAAUUUGUGGAGAUAAGCAAUCAUAAAUGAAGUUUUAUAUCUUGGGGUUUUGUGUGUUUGGCAAAGUGACUUGCCCAAGAUCACACAACUAGUGAGUGUCAAGUGUCUGAGACCACAUUUGAACUCAGGUCCUGCUGAAUCCAGGGGGGGGGGGUGCUUUAUCCACUGCACCACCUGGCUGCCCCCUGAAAAUUUAUAUCUCAAAAAGUAUCCACCCUCCCAUUCCCAAACUACAAAACAUUUUUGCUGUGUCUGCAUUAUAUCUUGAUUUCCUUAGAAUGGAGCAACUUGAACUUAGGUCUUCCUGACUUGGGGUUAGUUUUUAUUUCAUGAAGCUAUUACAUUUGAAUAUAACAAACUGACAUCAGUUUAAUUGUGAAAUUUCACUGCAUUCAAAUACAGAGGAACAUGAAUUUCUCUGCACAUUCUUAUAUAAACAUAAUUAUGAGCUGUAUUAAUAUUUAAUAUACAUAGAUAAGGAGGUAAUUGAAUCCAUAUAAAUUGACUUUUAAGGUAAUCAGAAUAGUGAAUUUUCUGAUAUUAAUCCAUAAAUCAGAUGGUUAUGAUAUAUUCAAAAGUUCUAAUACAUAAUGAGGAAAAAAUUAUAUCUUUUAGAUAUACUUUUAGUUAAUACCCCAAUUACUUUGAAAAGCAGACACUGACAUUUCUUUGAAUUCUACAUGUAAAUUACUUCUGAAAAUCUUUUUACUUUGUAAAUUUUCUUCAAACAUUAAAACUAGCUUAUUUUUUUAGGAUAGCAGAAAAUCAAUGUUUUUAUCUUUCAGUUUGAACUACAUUUUUAUUUUUUAAAGACUGCUAAGUGUUAUUUAUCCAUUAUUUAUGACAGAUAUGUCAGUUGCUAAGUGUGAAAAAGUGAACACUGAAUGUCUCUGCAGGCUUGUUAAACAGACAUAAAAACUUUUGCAUAUAAUAUAUACCAUUUACUGGUUUAUUAUCUUUCACUUUUAUACUUUUUCUCAAAGGUUUCACUGCACUUUCCUUUUACAAGAGUCAUCUUUGACAGACAUCACUAUGUCAUAAUAUGUCCUUAAUAAUUGCCCAAAUCUUAAAACCUAUCGAAAAAUCUUUUCCAGGAAUUUCAUCUAAUUUUUUUUUGUUCUGUAAUACUGUUUGACUCAACAAUUGGAUCUUUGUGGUUUUCAGUGAGAAUAUUAAAAAAUUUUAGAGUUGGAGGAUGGUUGGUUCUUUCUGAAGUGUAGCCACUAAAAAUGAGAUAUUUGAGAAGGAUGACACCGAAAUGGUAUUACUGUUGAAUCUGCAUGUGAAAUAAUAUAAAU